Messenger RNA from Rosa chinensis, 3207 nucleotides. RefSeq lists its product as uncharacterized. The transcript is spliced from 2 exons. Lineage: Eukaryota; Viridiplantae; Streptophyta; Magnoliopsida; Rosales; Rosaceae. The record is from RefSeq and is a predicted model, not a curated record. The coding region runs from base 523 to 2241 and encodes 572 amino acids. Gene Ontology annotation, molecular function: protein binding; RNA binding.
UAAACGGUGCUUCCCCCAAAGUCCCAAACCCUAACUCGCGGCCGCACCAAGAGUCUUGAGCCAAUCGGGCAUGGAGCUCACUGUAGUGAAUUAAAAAGCGCGCCUCAAGGCGCGCCUGAGGCGCAAAAAGCCAUAUUCUGGCCUGAAAAUGAGUGUGCGUAAGGGGCUAGGCGACGACGCUGGUGAGGCGUUCUCAAAGGCGUGCAAGGCUUCCUCCAAGGCGCGAAAGGCGUACGCGCAGAAAAAAAUGGGAAGUGACAUCGUUUUGAAACAUAAUGGGUUUAAAGCUGUCUAGGUCGCGACUGCUACCCCGAUUUCGAUUUCAGCCCCGAUUUCAUCCCUCUGCCCCUCUCUGUUCGCAAAUUCGAUCCCUAAGUCCCUAACCCAGAGUUCGAGUUAGGAGUGAGAUUUCAGCCCUCUGCCCCUCUCUACGCAGCAGUCAAUUUGAGCUUGAUUGGAGGUCGAUUCGGAACAGGCCAUUUGAACUUCUGAAGCGCUUCCCCUAUACUUUUCCAAUCGGCCAUGGAGCACACGACAGCAGCCAAUUCCAACGCCGAUGAGAUCCGAUCCCUACGCGUCGAGGGCUUGCUGCCAGAGAUGGAUGCGAAAUACCUCUAUGGCUGCUUCAGUGAUCACGGCCAGGUUGUAGCUGCCACUGUUUUGCAUAAUGUGAGAACUGGUUUUGUUGAGUUUACUUCUCGGAGCUGGGCUGAGAUGAUCUUGAAGUCCUACAAUGGUCACGGGAUGCCAAACUUCAAUCAGAGAUACCGCCUGAAAUGGGAUAUGGAUUCUGCCAGUAUGAUGUGGCGCUGGGAUUAUGCUUACGAGCGUUGUUCGUACUUUGGUUUUAAUGAUGCAGGUGAAGAAUUGAACGCCAACAAAGCGCUCUUGAGAUACAAGCACUCGAUACCUGCUGUAAAUGAAAAGCCAGUUGCUGCUGCUGGUCAGCAACAUCAGGAAGAUGAGUCUGAUUUAGUAAAUCAGAAUUGUGAAGCGAUUCUCUACGAGGAGUGGUGCAAGGAGAGGUUUCUGUAUCUAUGUAUGGAGGAAUUGUGUAAGGAAAAAGUCGGUUGUUACGUUAUCCGCACCCUCAACAUGUCGAACUUAUUGUCAUGCUCUUGCAAGUUUGACGAAAAGAUUGGGAGUAUAAUCACCUGCCGCUAUUGCGCCGACUGCGACGUGCCAUUUGAAUUGCAAAAGCAGGCUUGGCUAUGCACCAAGGACUUCGGCAACCGGAAAAGUCCGAAGCUUAUGGGAUGCACUUCUUGUUUCAGCGGAAUUAUGUUCGCCGGCGGCCUGGACCAGUCACCAGAUCAAACUCGAGCUCCUUACUAUGUGCCGAGUCAACAAUGUUAUUAUUUUCAGCCGAGAAAUAUUUGCAACGAUAAUCCCGAGUGGAUAAGGCGUCCGUACUAUCUCAAAAGCGGGAAACCGGAGGCCCUGCUGGUUAACGUUGAUGGAAGUCUCUGUUGUCUCUCGGGUUUACUCGUUGGUCAGCAAGUCGCUCAUCCUACUUUUGAGGUGUUCGAUCCCUUUGACGAGAGAUGGGUGCCUCUGCCGGAUCCUCCUUUUUACAGACCCGAAGCACUGAAUUACAAACACGGUGACCCUAGGCCUGGUACACACUUGUCUUAUGCAGUCAUGGGCACCAAGCUUUUGGUCUCGAGCAAGAUCCCUGGUUCAGAUUCCCCUCAAUUUCCCGUUUGUUGCUUUGACGUUGAGGAAAAAAAGUGGACAGAGGUCACUACCUUGUUCAAUGGUAAGCCUUUUCCCUUCCGACGCAGGGCUUUAGUGGUCGACUUGGAGGAUGGUACCCAUGAUAAGGUCAUGUUUUACUUCAAUAAUUAUUUUGCUAUAAGAGUCUGCCGAUUAGUAGUUAAUGAGGAUGAUGGUAGUAUUAAGAACUCACCGCACCAAUCUCUGGGGAUUGAUACCCUCAUGACUAGCUUAUUGGAAAUUACCAUUCAAAAUCAGUCAAUGGUGAAAAUGUCGUGGGAUUUUGUUGAUCUAGGAAAUAAAAAAGUCUGCUUUGUUUUGUCCUCGAGCCUCCCGAAAGGCAGAGACGACGACGAGUGUUUCUGUCAUCGCCAGACCUUGCGUCUUCUUAUCUUGGUAAUUCAAUUUCAAGUUUUGGAAUCAGGAGAUUUCUCCUUCAAGUUCCUGGCUACUCGCACCUUUGAAUACCAGGGCCAUUUCCCUCGCAUCUGGCACCCCAAGCUGCAGGGUUGCUUUCUGCUUUAACUCGCUCCAUCCAUUGGUAAUGGACUUGCUUAAUUAUCCUCCUCUUACUUUCUAUUAAUCAAGUCAUGUACUUCACUAUUGUGGAAUGCAAAACAAACCUAUUCUUGAUUUAUUUAUUUUUUAUUAUUAUUUUUUUUUCAGAAUUGUAAAUGUUAGAGUGAGGCGUAUAUCUAACAAUGUAUUAUACUGGUCCUUAUACCUCUUAGACAUUUACUUGAGCUGGCUGGCUGUAGUUCAGGUGUAAGAAAUUGUGGACUACUCUUAACUAUCUUGUGCAGCAACCAAAUCAGUUUCAUCUGCACGCUCACAUCUCACAGCUAAUUUUUCUUUGAUUCCAACAAACUAAACUACUAUGGUGUUUAUGAGCGUUUUGGAAAGCAAAAUUGGAAAGUUAAAUUGGUUGCUUUGGUGGCAUUUGAUUUUUGCAUUGUUAAACUAACAACUAAAGAAUUAAAAGUUGUAAAGUUUGAUCAAUGAUUCAAUGCCCCCACCCCAUUAUGUACUGAAGAGAAGUUAGCUUUACGUGGUGAGCCUAGUAACUAGAGUUUGGAAGCUUGUCGAUGCAAGGGCCAAGAGGGGUAUACAGUUAUACACUGGGGAAAGGAGGGGAAGAACUUGGUCCCUGGGAGUUGUGUCAAUUUAUUGAGUUAUCUACUCAAAUCUUCUUGACGGGUGGUUAACAUGCGGAAUCCCAUUGGCUUGGAUAACUUGGUCCCUGGAGUUGUGUCAAUUUAUUGAGUUAUCUACUCAAAUCUUCUUGACGGGUGGUUAACAUGCAGAAUCCCAUUGGCUUGGAUAAGAGUGAAGAACUUGGUCUCUGAAAUGUGUCAAUAUAAUGAGUUUCCAAAUCUAUGGUUUUCAAGAAUAUGCUCUUUGUACCCGUCUUUAAUAUCUUUUUUGUGGUAUUGCUAUACUCUUCUGAGCUGGUUGUAACACUAUUGGUUAUGCUUGUCCCUUUUUUAAUUA